CGCUGAGCCGGCCGAGCCCGGCCGAGCCCCGGGGCAGCGGCGUGCCGGGGCCAUGCCAUGCCCGUAGGGAGAGAUGCCUUUGGGAAAUGGAGACACUGGAUCACAGCGCAAACAUGGCGCCCCCGCGGCGCGGCUGCCGCUGCCGGGCUGGUGCCUGCUCUGCUCGCUGCUGUGCGGGGGCAUCGCGGCCGGCCCGGCCCCCGCCUGCCGGCCCUGCGCCCCGGGCUGUGCCUGCGCCGCGCCCGCCUGCGCCGUCAACUGCUCGGCCCGCGGCGUGGAGCGCCCGGGGCCCGCCGUGCCCGCCGCCGCCACCGCGCUGGAUCUUUCCAACAACAAGAUCAGUGGUUUAGAUGUUCAGCUAUUCAGAAGCCUGACUUCGCUGGCAAAGCUAGAUAUAAGCCACAACCAGAUUUCUACAUUAGAAGAUGGAAUAUUUGAUAAUUUAUUUAAUUUAAGUGAAAUAAACUUAAGUUGGAAUCCAUUUGUUUGUGACUGCAAACUGUCCUGGUUGCCCCGCUGGGUGGAAGACAGAAAAGUGAGAGUUCUUGAGGCGUCAGACACGAGAUGUGCCCACCCCCCCGAGGUGGCAAACCUGUCCCUCUUCGACAUCCCAUUCCCCAAUGCCACCUGUGGAGCUCAGUACAUCACGUGUCUGACAAGCAACCACACGGAAGGGGCUGAACUUGUCAUCCUCUUCACGCCUGUGCACACCGGGAACCUCAGCGAGGAGACCUGCAGUGCCCUGUGCUACGCCCAAGACCAGGAGUACGGAGGUUUCAGCUCCCUGGGGCAGUGUCUGUGUGGAACUGCCCAUGAAACAAACUCUUCCUCUGGCUGUUUGCCAUUUUGCACUGAGCAUUUGUCCGGGCAGGGCUGUGGUGGCCCGUCACUCGUCCCCUCGCCCUUCCAGGCACAGCUGCCUGUGUCUUUCACAGGACUCCAGCCCCGGUACGGCCUCCACCAGGCUGUGCUCUUCAAUGUCAGUAUUCCCAUCGCUGUCAGCACUUUACUGUGGGAAUUUGGGGACCAGACAGAGGUUCUCAACACCACUGGAAAUGCAGCUGUGCACACGUAUGCCUUACCUGGGCGGUACAAUGUCACUGCCACCAUCCUGGUGGGCACCAAGGUCUUGUACGAGCAGACAGAAGUUGAGGUGGUGGCUUCACCCCAACAGCUGGAACUGCAGUGUCCUUCCUUGGUCAAGACGAAUGAGAGUCUGGACAUCCGGAUCCGCAACAGAGGCGGCACCGGCCUCGUGGUGCUGUACGGGAUCACACAGGCUGGAGAGCUGGGCAGGGCAGUUCACCCCAUGUGCCCCCCCGAUGGCUUGGUGUUCCCGGGCAAUAACCACUGCUACCAGCUGGUGGUGGAGAAGGCGGAGUGGCUGGAGGCCCAGCGGCACUGCCAGGAGCACGGCAACGGAGAACUGGCUUUUGUCAGCAGCCCCGAGAUCCAGAGCUUCUUGGUUGCUCAUGUCAUCAGGAGCCUCGAUGUCUGGAUUGGAUUCAAUGAUUUUGCAAGCUCUGGAGCGCAGCAAAGAGGGGAAGGAUUUAAUCUGGAGAGCUGUCAGAACUGGCUGCCAGGAGAACCCCAUCCCUCCAACGCUGACCACUGCGUCCGGAUGGGCCCGACGGGCCAGUGCAACACCGACCUGUGCAUGGCCAAGCACAGCUACGUCUGCGAGUACAAACCCAAAGGAGUUCUCCUAAAUGCUGAAAACUUCUUUGAGGGCGAUAUUGUGUUUGACACACCCGAGGCCGUGAGGAACCUGACUGGAGCUGUGCUGUCAGAGCCAUGGCAGGCUGAGGAGGUGAUGGAGUUCCCUGAGCUGGCAUUCAGGCACGAGGGGUAUCUGACUGCCCUGGAGUUUGUGACACAGGAUCUGCAUCAGCCCAUCCAAGUGAGGUUCCAGGUGCACAGGCCGAUGGAUGGAGAAGACUACCAGGAGGGAAGCAAUGCUACGGAACCAUUCCACCCUGCUCAGGAUGACGGGAACUGGACGCUGCUGGAAUGUCCUCCUGGUUUCCAGUGGUGUCAUUUGACUGAUUUGUGCUCGUCCCACAACAACUGCUGCAACGCAACCGAAUGUGCCAACAACAGUUCCUUUGCCAGCAGCCCUGCCCCCGGGGCCCUGCAGCCCAAUGACAGCCAACCCAGCUAUGAACUCCACCAGGAAUUUCUCUUUACAGUACCAGCUGGCCCCUCUUCCCGGUAUCAGGUCUCAUUCAGAAAAGAAAAUAUCUUUGUCAGGGCUGGGGAUGUCUUCAGCAUCCAGCACAAUGCAGGCUCGGGCUCCUUCCUGCAGUGCCAGCCCAGUGCCACAUCCCCAUCCAGAACCAACGUGCUCCGUGUGAACUCCUCCGAGUGGGUGCCAGGCCCGUCCGAGGGCUCCGUGGGCCCCCGCUGGGUGAACAGCACCGUGUGCUCGCUGCGUGUCCGCUAUGCCGAGGAGCAGCUGGUCCCGGUGCUCAGCCCCCACAACGCGGGGCUGGACCAGCUCGGUCUCUACACGGUCAGAGCCAGCGUGGACAGCGGGGUCUUCAGCGCCAACCUGUCCUGCAGCUUCCGGGUGGCCUCACGGGUGUCGGGCCUGCGCGUCAUCCACCCCGCUCCCCAGGGCAGCAGGGUCUACCUGCCCACCAACCACACCACCCUGGUGCUCAAACUGUCCUCGGGGGUGAACGCCACGGCCACCUGGCUGGGGGACAACCGCAGCGUGCCCUUCACGGGGGCCUGCCCGGCGGCCGUGGCACCGCUCACGGCGCAGUGUGCCAGGGACAACAACGACACCUGGUUCGCUGUGGUGCAGCUGAGCGGCCUCAGGGAGGGGCUCAGCACCCACGUGCUGGUGGCGGAGAACGCCGUGAGCUCCCAGAACAUCACGGUCACGGUGAAGGUGGAGGAGCCGAUCCGCGGGCUGAGGGCCACCCCGGACCCCGAGAGCAGGGUCCUGCUGAACACACGGGUGAGCUACAUCCCUGUGAUGGAGGCUGGGUCAGAUGUGACUUUCCGAUGGACAGUAGAUGAUAAGCCAUCUUUCACUUUUUACAAUGUUGUCUUCAACGUUAUCUACCAAAGCCCAGCCGUGUACAAGCUUUCGCUCACCGCCUCCAACCACGUCAGCAACUUCACGGUUAAUUACAACGUCACGGUGGAGAUGAUGAAUAAGAUGAAGAACCUGACGGUGGUGGGUGUCCUGCCAGUCCUGCCCCAGAACAGCACUGUGGAGCUCACGGCGAGGGUGCACGUUGAUUCGGCUGUGGAGGCUCUGUUCCUGUGGGAUUUUGGAGAUGGUGUCCAGGAGACAUACCUGUUCAAACCUCCCUACAACAAGUCUUUCCUUGUUCCUGAUCCCAGUGUCCAUGAGGUUGUCAUUGAGCACAAUGUUUCACACAUCUACCAAGACCCAGGAGAAUAUGCCCUGAUGGUUGUCGUGUCCAACCAGUUCGAGAACCUCACACACUUGACCCCAGUUCACGUCCACAGUUACCUGGUUGACGUGAAGGUGGAAGCAGAGGAGGAAGUUUUAGUCGUGAGCCGCCCGGUGACCUUCCGAGCCCAUCCCCUGCCAUCCCCCUAUGGCGUCGUGUACACCUGGGACUUCGGGGACAGGUCCCCCCUGCUCACAGACAUCCAGCCUACAGUGACCCACAGCUACGCCCAGAGAGGGGUGUACAACGUCACCGUGACAGCCAACAACACCGUGAGCAGUGUGGAGACAGUGGAGUGCUACCAGGUGUUUGAGGAGAUCACCGGGCUCCGUGUUUCCGCGGGCGAGGCAGCAGAGCUGGGAGCGUCUGUCACCAUCAACGCCUCCGUGCAGACCGGGGACAGCAUCACCUGGGUGUUCGACCUGGGGGACGGGACGGUGCUGAGGAGUCAGGAGCCAGUGGUGGAACACGUGUACAUAAAGGACAUCAACUGCACUGUGAAUGUGACUGCUGUGAAUCCCGUGAACUCCAUCUCCCAGACUGUUCCUGUUCGGAUAUUUGUCCUGGAAGUGCUCAAAAUAGAGCCAGCUUCUUGCAUCCUGGAGCACCCGGACGUGCAGCUCACCGCGUACGUGACGGGGAAUCCUGAGGAGUACAUCUUUGACUGGACUUUCGGAGAUGGCUCCUCCAAUGUCACAGUCAGGGGGGACCCUGGGGUGAGGCACAACUUCACCCGAAGCGGGACGUUCCUGCUCUCCCUGACUCUCUCCAGCAGGUUUAACAAGGCUCACUAUUUCACCAGCGUCUGUGUGGAGCCAGAGAUAGUCAACGUCACCCUUCUCCCUUCCAAGCACUUUGUGAGGCUUGGGGAAGAGAGCACCUUCCAGGUCAGUGCCGUGCCUCCCUACCAGUACCGCUACCGCUGGGAUUUCGGGAACAAUGAGUCUGCCAGAUCGAGUGGGACUGAGGUGACCUACACCUACAAGAACACAGGGGUCUUCCUGGUCACAGUGACCGUCUCCAACAAUGUCUCUUUCAACAACGACACAGCAUUUGUGGAAGUCCAGGAACCAGUUGGGGUAGCAAAGAUUGAGUAUAACGGGACAGAUGUUUUGGAGCUGAACCAGAUCUACCUAUUCUCUGCCAGCAUGAAUGGAACCAAAGUGAGUUACUGCUGGGACUUUGGAGAUGGCACUACCCAGCCUGGGCAAGUAGCCACCCACUCCUACAACAGCACGGGCCAUUACAGCAUUACUGUGAUGGGCCAGAACGACGUGAGCUCUAACGAGACCACCAUCGACGUCACCGUGAAACGUCGGCUCUUUGGCCUGACCAUCAAUGCCAGCAGGACAGUGGUGCCACUGAAUGGGUCGGUGAGUUUUGUAGCCACCCUCGUGGCUGGCACUGCCAUCCGCUACUCGUGGAUCCUCUGCGAUCGGUGCACUCCUAUCCAAGGCUCCUCCACAAUUUCCUACACCUUCCGGUCCGUGGGCACGUUCAACGUCAUUGUGACAGCAGAGAACAAGAUCAGCUCGUUGCAGGACAGCAUCUACGUCUACGUCCUAGAGCAGAUUGAGGGCCUGCAGGUGGCCAGCGGUGACCUGGUGGAGGACAUGUAUUUCCCAACAAACAAAACACUCCAUUUGCAGGCGGUGGUGAGAGAGGGAACAAACAUCUCCUACAGCUGGGUAGUCCAGCGGGAUGGCAAUGCUGUGCAGACCUCCACUGGGAAAACCUUCUCCUUUAGCGUCCCCGAAGCUGGGAACUACACUGUCUAUCUGAAGGCCACCAAUAUGCUGGGAUGUGCCACUGUUAACAGGACACUGGAGUUUGUUGAAAGCCUUGGUCUCCUAAAGCCCUAUGCCUUCCCCAACCCAGCUGCUAUUAAUGCCUCUGUUAACAUAAGUGCCACCAUAACCAGUGGCACUGGCAUCACGUACGUGUGGUACCUCGAGGAUGGCUCCUCUCCUGUUACUUCUGAACCCUUCAUUAUACACUCCUUCCAAAGCCCUGGGGUGAUCGAGGUCGUCGUCGGAGCAGAAAACAAGCUGAAUUCAACCAAUUCAACAAUUUCUAUCUGUGUAGAGGAGGUUAUAGAGGGGCUGAGUAUAGGGACAGCAGAGCUGGACUGUAGGUACGUCUCAUCAGGCUCCACGGUGGUCUUUGAGGGGGAGCUGCAGAAAGGGACUGAAGUGACCUGGCUUUGGGAGGUGCCCAAUGGCACCUUGACUGGCCAGUCUGUGGCAGUCACAUUCCCUACGGCAGGGCUUUAUACAGUCCAUCUGAAUGCAUCCAAUGACAUCAGCUGGGCUCUGGCCAGCAGGAAUAUCUCAGUACUGGACAGGAUCCAAGGUCUGGAAGUUCUCGCCAGCAAGAAGGUGGUGGAGCCAGGGGAGCAGGUCACCUUUGUGAUCAGGAUGUUGUCAGGUACCUCUGUGAGUUACCUGGUGAGCAUAAGCGGGGACUACUCUGUGGUGCUCAACGGGUCCAGGUACACCCAUGAGUUCACCAAGAGCGGCGAUUACCUGGUGACCGUGACCGUGCAGAACCAGAUCAGCAUCGCACACGCCCAGGUGCUCAUCUCUGUCCUGGAGGCCAUCCGGGAUGUCAGGCUCCUGAACUGCUGCGAGGAGGGCAUCCCCACGGGCACGGAGAAGAGCCUCAGUGCCCGUGUGGGGAGCGGCUCCCGUGUGUCCUUCUCCUGGCGGUUCUCCCUGUGGAAAGAGCAAGGUCAGUCCGUGGUCACUGUGUCAGGAGAGAGCGUUUCCUACACUCCAGAAGCUGCAGGGCUGCUUGAGAUUCACCUCAGUGCCUUCAAUGACUUGGGAAGUGUCAAUAUCACCAGAACCAUCCAGGUCCAAGACCCGAUAGUCCAGGUCUCCCUCUCUGCCUCCAAUGCCUUUGUCAACAGGACAGCACUGUUCGAAGCCACAGUGGUGCCCAGCAGCAGGAGCGUUGAGUUCUUGUGGAGCUUUGGGGAUGGUUCUUCCACUCAAACAACCAGGGUUACAGUGGCCAACUAUUCCUACCUGAGCCCUGGGGAUUACCUGGUGGAGGUGAAUGCCACCAAUCUCAUCAGCUUCUUCAUAGCCCAGCUCACUGUCACCGUCAAAGUCCUGGAGUGCGAGGAGCCGGAGGUGGAGUUGGCCUUGCCCCCCCAGGUGGUCAUGAAGCGAUCCCAGAGGAACUACCUGGAGGCACAGAUUGACCUCCGAGGGUGCAUCAAGUACCAGACAGAGCACCUGUGGGAGAUCUACCGAGCACCCAGCUGCAUGGACCUGGAUGACUCCAGCAGGAUCCGGCUGCCGAACGUUGACGUGAACAGGCCCCAGCUGGUUAUCCCGAAGCUUGCCCUGCAAGUUGGGAACUAUUGCUUCAUGUUUAUUGUCUCCUUUGGAGAUACCCCACUGUCCAAAAGCAUCUUUGCCAAUGUGACUGUGAUCCCAAGUAAGCUGGUCCCAAUCAUUGAUGGGGGAUCAUACCGUGUAUGGUCCAACACUCAGGAUUUAGUCUUGGACGGGGAGAAGUCCUACGACCCGAACUUGGAUGACGGCGAACAGACCCCGCUGUCGUACGAGUGGUCCUGUACGUACUCCUCCAAGCAGAGCUCGGCUGCAGGGUGCUCUCUGAAUUUCAGUGCCAGUGAAGGAAUUGUCACAAUUCCCAAAGCUGAAUUAGAAGCAGAUGUGGCGUACACGUUCGACCUCACCGUCAGGAAGGGGGACAUGAGUCCUGAGGCCACCAACCAAACCGUGUUCAUCAAGAGGGGAGGAGUCCCUAUCGUGUCCCUGGAAUGUGUUUCCUGCAAGGCUCAGUCUGUCUACGAAGUCAGCAAGAGCUCCUACGUCUACCUGGAGGGGACCUGCCAGAACUGUCACAACGACUCCAAGCUUGGGAGAUGGGCAGCACACAGCUUUAAGAACAGGUCUCUCAUCCUGGACAAAACAACGACCUCCACUGGGGACACGGGGAUGAACCUGGUGCUGAGGCCGGGGGCACUGAAGGAUGGCGAGGGCUACACCUUCACCCUGCACAUCACAGACCUCACCACGGGGGAGGAGGGCUUUGCCUCCAUCGACCUGCUCCCCAACCAGCCCCCUACGGGGGGAGAGUGCUUCCUGUCUCCCCAAGGACCCCUCAGGGCGCUCAUGACCAAGGUGCACUUUGAGUGUGCAGGCUGGCGGGACACGGAGGACGCGGAGGGCCCGCUGGUGUACAUCCUGCUGGCCUCGCGCCGCCGCCGCGGCCACUUCCACGAGUUCUGCCUCUACAAGGGCAGCCGGGCCGAGCACGGCGCCUUCCUGCCCCCCGGCUUCCACGAGAGCGGCUUCCAGGUGUCCGUGUCCGUCCUCGUGCAGGACCAGCUGGGAGCCACCGUGGUGGCCAUUAACAGCUCCAUGGAAAUUGGCUUACCUGAGGGCUUUCCCAGCCUUUCCCACUGGCUCUACAACCAAACUGACACUGUGCUCCAGGGAUUGGUGAAACAGGGGGACCCUCAGCAGGUCAUUGAGUACUCCCUGGCCCUCAUCACCAUCUUAAAUGAGUAUGAGAGAUCCGUGCUUCUGGAACCUGAGGCUGGGAAUGAAUUUGAACUCCGGACCUGGACUCGCAACAACAUCACGGAGACCCUGAACUCUCUGAAGGUGAACACUGUUGAUGACAUCCAGCAGAUCUCGGCGGCCCUGGCGCAGUGCACGGUGGCGAGCAAGGAGCUUGUGUGCAAGUCGUGCCUGACAAGGACCUUGAACAAGCUGGAGACCAUGAUGACCAUUCUGCAGGGGGAAACAACCCAGGGCACUGUGACUCCGACCGGCAUCGCUGACAACAUCCUCAACAUCACAGGUGACCUAAUCCACCUUGUCAAUACGGUUUCACAAGAAUCCAAUCCCCAGGAGCUGCUUGCUGAUUCCCACAGCUUGCUGCUGGCUCCCAAAGCCUACAACCUGUCUUCCAGCCUGAUGCGCAUCCUCAUGAAGUCCCGAGUGCUGAACGAAGAGCCCCUUGAGCUGGUGGGAGGAGAAAUUAAGGCCACAGGCAAGAGGUCUGACCCCUUUAACUUGCUUUGCUACGAAAACACACCAAACUGCCAGUUCUCCAUCCCCCAGGCCUUCAACUCCACCCUUUCCAACCUGACGGAUGUCAUUCAAGUCAUGUUCCAAGUGGACUCCAAUCCUUUCCCUUUUGGUUACAUCAGCAACUACACUGUGUCCACCAAGGUGGCCUCCAUGGAGUUCCAGACACACAACGGGGUGCAGAUCCCCAUCGGGAGCCUGGACUCGGAGAAAGCCAUCACUGUGAUGGUGUCAAACAACACAGAUCCCGACAACCUCGCUGCUGGCACGGAAGUCAUCGAGCCAAGGACGUCUGUGAACCUGAUUGUGAACAUGGAGAGCAACAACAGAGAAGCAGGACUGCAUUUCCAGCUCACCUACAGAGUCCUCAAUGAUCACUACCUUGCCAGCGAGCCCGAGCCGUUCAUCAUGGCCUAUCUCCAUCACGAGCCCCAGCCCAACGAGCACAACUGCACUGCCUCCAAGAAAAUCGGCCUGGAUGCCCUGGCUGGAAGUGACCACAAACUCUACACCUUCUUCACCUCACCCAGAACGGAUGAUCCCAUCCAGAGAUACUACCUGAACAUCACCAACCACUUCAGCUGGUCUCCGGUGGAGGUGACGCUGGGGCUCUACACGUCCCUGUGCCAGUACUUCAGCGAGCGGGAGAAGCGCUGGAAAACAGAAGGAAUUGUCCCCCUGGAGGAGACCAGGCCAGACCAGGCUGUGUGCUUAACCCAGCACCUCACUGCCUUUGGGGCCAGCCUGUUUGUGCCCCCAAACUCUGUCCAGUUCAUCUUCCCUGCCCCAGGCCCAGGCCUGAACUACAUCGUCCUGCUGACGUGUGCCGUGUGCUUUGUGACCUACUCGGUGGCUGCGCUGAUCGUGCACAAGCUGGACAUGAUCGACCUGCACCGGGUGGGAGUGAUUCCCUUCUGCGGGAAGAACGGGAUGUACAAAUACGAGAUCCUGGUGAAGACGGGCUGGGGCAGAGGAUCAGGUACCACGGCCCACGUGGGGAUCGCCCUGUACGGGGUGGACAACAGGAGUGGUCACAGACACCUGGAUGGGGACAACGCCUUCCACCGCAACAGCCUGGACGUGUUCCAGAUCGCCACGGAGCGCAGCCUCGGCAGCAUCUGGCGCAUCCGCAUCUGGCACGACAACAAAGGACUCAGCCCCUCCUGGUACCUGCAGCAUGUCAUCGUGCGGGACCUGCAGAGCAGCAAGAGCUACUUCUUCCUGGUGAACGACUGGCUGUCGGUGGAGAGCGAGGACAACGAUGGCAUGGUGGAGAAGGAGGUGUUUGCUGCCAGUGAGACGGAGCUGAGGAGCUUCUCGCGGAUCUUCGUGGCGGAGCUGCAGCGAGGCUUCUUUGAGAAGCACGUGUGGCUGUCGCUGUGGGACCGCCCGCCCCGCAGCCGCUUCACCCGCGUCCAGAGGGCCACCUGCUGCUCCCUCCUCAUCUUCCUCUUCCUCUGCGCCAACGCCGUGUGGUACGGCGUGGUGGGCAACGUCCACCUCAGCAACGUGGCCGUUUCCAACCUGAUCCCUGUGAGUGUGGACACAGUGGCUGUUGGUCUGGUGUCCAGUGUGGUGGUUUAUCCCCUCUACCUGGUCAUUUUAUUUCUCUUCCGGAUGGCUCGUGGCAAGGUCUCCAUCAGCCACACAGUGACUCACUCAGACCAGCAGUCCUUGGAGAUUGACAACUACCUGGACUCCUCAAUCCUCGACAGCUCCUUCCCCACCUUCCCCGGGCUCCAAGCAGAGGCUUUCUCUGAGCAAACCAAAACAGAUCUGUUCUUGGAGGACUCCAAAAGCCUGGUGCGAUGGCCCUCCAGUGAGGCCCUGCUCAGCUGGCCAGACCUCCUCAGUGACCCCUCCAUCAUGGGCAACACCAUCCAGAAGCUGAAGAGAGGCCGGGCCAGCCGCCACCUCGGGCUCGAGGCCCCGCUGGCCACCGAGGAGGACAGUUUGUCCCUUGGCAUUCACCAGGGACAGCCUCGGUACUUCUCUGCCUCAGACGAGGAUCUGAUCCGGCAGAUCCUGGCGGAUGGAGCCAGCGGCAUCUCCCACUCCCAGGACCUGGGGCCGUACAUGAGGGCUGAAACAGAUCUGAUCUCAGGCCUGUCCAGUGUGUUUGGGGAGAAGGUGGAGACUGUCAUGAUGCAGAAGCUGAACGACAAAGGGCAGAGCAUGGCAGCUCCUCCCAGGGAAGUGAGCAGAUCAGCCAAGUCCACAUGGACAGUUGCAGACCAAACGUUCAGGAAGCGCUUGCUCCCACCCUGGUGCUCCUACCUGGCUCAUGGCAUCAGCCUCCUGCUCUUCGCCACCUCCACGGGGGUCUCCGUGUGGAUCGGGGUGGGCUUUUCCUCCAGCGUGGCCCUCAUGUGGCUCAUCUCAGGGAUAUUCAGCUUUCUGGCAUCCUUCCUGGUCUGGGAGCCCCUGAAGGUGCUGCUGGAAGCCCUGUAUUUCUCCCUGGUUGCCAAGCGCCUGCACCCCGGGGACGACACGCUGGUGGAGCAGCCCUGCGUGGAACACGUGUCGGAGAAGAUCAGCAAAGUGCCCCCGCAGGGCUUCGCCCUCUUCCAGGCCAAGGAGGAGGCCAGGAAGGUCAAACUGCUGCACAGGAUGCUGAAGAAUUUCCUCAUCUACAUGAUGUUCUUGCUGGUGAUCCUGCCCAACUACGGGGACACGUCCCGCACCAGCCGGGCCUUCCUCCUGCAGAGCUCCAUCAAGCAGCAGCUGGGCAGCAGUGAAUUCUCCUCAUCAAGAGCGGUCGAGACACGGGUGUCGGGGAGCUGCACAACAAGGGCGGGAGCAGGAGAGCACGCACACGCUGGGCACCGGCCGGCUGAGCGCCAGCUCCGCGCAGCAGGGUACGUGGGCAGGGAGCUCUGCUCCCACAGCGGGCUGGGGACAGUCCUGGAGGACCAAAUGGGCAGCCGAGUGCCAUGCCAGGACAUCCUGCCUGGCGUGGGCAGGGCCCAGAGAAGCUGCACUGACCAGCACAGCUUUGCCAGUGACUAUGGCACAGGCUCGGAGAGGGCAGCGGGGAAUGUGACGGCGGGCGUGGCAUCCCCACCGGACAUGGCAGGGAUCUGGUACUGGGGUUACAUCUCCUUCUACGACAGCAGCGGGUACGUGCAGGAGCUGGGCCCUUCAUGGAGGAGAGCGGGCCAGCUGGACUUCCUGCAGCAGCACACGUGGAUCGACAACAUGAGCCGGCAGUGUUUUGUGGAGCUGCUGCAGUACAACCAAGCGGACCUGCACGUGGCCAUCACCCUGCGCCUGGAAUCGGGAUCUGGCCAGGCCAUCGCGCCGCUCACCAUCAGACCCUUCCCGCUGCUGCGGGGGGGUCACCCUGCAGCUCUCAUGAUGGUCAGUGUGGUCUUCCUCAUGAUGUUUGUGGUUUACUGUGUGUCGGAGUCACUGUCCAUCAAGAAGGAAGGCAGAGCCUAUUCACCCAGUGGCAACUACGGCCAGUGGCUCUUCAUCCUGCUCACCACGAGCACUGUGGUGGUUCACCUCAGCCAGGCCACCCGUGACCAGCAGUGGCUCAAGUACCUCAACAACCGCAGGGGCUUCACCAACUUCUACCAGGUGGCCUUUCUCAGCUCGUUCAGCAGCCUGGCCGCCCCGCUCUUCCUCCUGACUGUGCAGGCUGCCCAGCAGCUGCGCUUCGUCAGGCAGUCAGUGUUUGGGAAGACCUUCCAGAAGUCGGCCAAGGAGCUCAUGUCUGCAGGGGUGGCCUUCACCCUCCUCCUCCUGGCCUACGCCCAGCUCGGCUUCCUGCUCUUCUCCUCCUCCACCGAGUCGUUCCGCAGCGUGGGCAGCAGCCUCCUGCUGCUGGCCCUGCUGGGGCAGCGGGAGCCUCCGGCCCUGCCUGCCCGAGGGGGCCUCUGCUGCCUGUUCUGCACCAGCUACAUCGUCCUGGAGGUGUGGAUCGUGCUGAGGCUGCUCACGGUGGUGCUGAUCCACAGCUACCGCGUGCACUUCGAGCUGUACCGACCUGCCUUCGAGCCCCAGGACUACGAGAUGGUGGAGCUGUUCGUGCGCAGGCUCAAGAUGUGGAUGGGCUUCAGCAAAGCCAAGGAGUUCCGGCACAAGGUGAGGUUCGAAGGGAUGGAGCCGCUGCCCUCCCGCGACUCCAGUGACUCCAAGUCCUUCCGAGGCCCCACUCCCAGCGCUGCCUCCGACAGCUCCAGGGCCUCCACGUCCUCCAGCCAGCUGGACGUGAGCCUCGUGCUGAGCACCCGGGACAGCCUGGAAGUGGACGGAAUCCAGCGCCUCCUUUCCCUCUUCGAGAUGCUGCUGGCCCAGUUCGACCGCGUCAACCAGGUGACGGAGGACGUGUCCCGCAUCGAGCUGCUCCUGGAGGGCUCCCGGGGCCGCCGCUCCCGGAGGAGGCUCCGCGGCCCGAGGGGGCUGGGCAGGGGCUGUGCGGGGGGACCCUCCCCCGAGGUGUCGGACACGGACGUGCAGCCCCCGCGGUCCCCGCGCGGUGCCGGGCCGUGCCGGGCGGCCGGGGCUCGGUGCCCAGCCGGCUCCUGCGGGCGACCGGGGCGUCAGCGCGGUGGCCCCGGGCAAACCCUUGCUGUGGCCGCGCCGGCCGUGAGGAAGAAGCGGCCCCUCCGUGCCAAGAACAGGGUGCACCCCACGGUCAAGUAACCGUGGGGGGUUAUGGGUGCGGGAGCGAUGCCCUGGCAGGGCACAGGGAGGGUUCGCCAAGGGGGGCUGUGCCCGCCCUGCAGCCUCAGGAGCUGCCCCGCGGCUGGGCCGGCCGGGGCACACGGGGCGCUCCCCCACGCCGCUGGCACGGCCACCAGCCUUCCCGGCCCCCCGGGGCAUUCCAGUUACAGAGCGGGGAGAAGGCCGAGCCUUUCCCUGGGGCCGGGCAGGUGCAGGAGAUCCCGUUGGAGAGGGGACUGGGGUGGGUGUUAAGUGGCCCCAGCUGCGGGUGGUGACGGGGGUGGGCAUUGGGUGAGGGGGGCAAAGCUCAGCCCCUUCCCUGCUGGCUGGCCGGAUGGGAAAGGACAGGAGAGCCCCAGGCCUCGAAGGUUUGAACCAAGUCUUGGAUUUUUGUCGACCAGACGCACUGUGGAGGAAAGCGACAGCUUUCGAGAAGGUAUUUAACCCACCUUGUUUUUUAAGCGUAAAUAGAUUAUAGAUAAAUGCUAUCUACGCCCAGAUCAGUUAAUUUCCAGUAUUGGCUACUUUUAUCCUCCAGAAAUUGGUACUAUUAUUUGUAUUUAAAGAAAUCCAAUAUUUAAAACAAAGGACAUUGCAAGCUCCAGCGAGCCUGGCCAGGCUGGGGGGGACAGGGAGCAGCAGCUCAGCCCGAGGGCUUUGAGACCCCGGGGCUGCUCCAGCCUCCUCCAAUUUGGGGUUCCCAAGGUGCUGGUGUCACCGUGGUCCCCACCCGUCCCUGUCCCCCCGCCGUGGCCCCGGGCACUGCUGGCUGCUUGGCUUCUCUAACCAAGGAAUGUAUUGCCCUAAGUAUAUGUAUUUUUUGGUUUACUUGUUCCUAUGUACUGCCCAGCACUUUAAACAAGGCUUUCCUCGGCUACAGUGACACGUGCGAGCUAAGAACGGGAUAAUAUAUCACAAAAGCAGUAUUUUGUUUGUUUAAAUCAUAAACUGAAAUGGGCAGGAGGCGAGUGCAGCCCCUGCUCAGGCAGCACCUUCCCUACAGCACAAAGGAGCUCCUGAGGGAGGUUUUUUCGGGGUCCCUGCAGCCCUGCCCCCUGGGACUGGCCGUGUGCUGGGCUACAGCUGCUGGGCUACAGCUGGGCUGUGCCACGGGGCACCCCCAGCUCACAGCAUGGGGGUGCAGAGCAGGGCCUGGGCCCCCCCCGGGGUCUGCAUUCCCCUCCUCAGCCCCAUUUCACCUUAUGGCUAUUGUAAGUAAUUUAUAUGGGGUGUUUGGUUUUUAAAUGUUAUAUUUUGUAUGUUUGCUAUUAUUGCAUAGCAUCGGUACCGGUUUGAAAAAUGUAGAUAGGAGACAGAAUACUAUUGUCAGAGUUAUUUAAAGGAUGUAUUAAGUGCUUCUUCCUGGGAAUGUCCCAUGUAUAUAAGGAUUGGGUGUCUGUGUGUGUGUGGUGCGUGUGCUCCCCUGGCUGAGGGUCGGCCAGGCUGGCUCGGGGCAAGGGGGGAAGCCCCCAGGGGGUUCCUCCGUGUGUUCCAGAACCUGCUCCAGGCUUUGGACAGGCCAGAGGGUGGAGGGGAAGCUCAGGUGGGCAGUGCUGCAGGGGAGGUGCCUCGGGUCAGCUGCACUGUGCCUCUGAUGCUCCUGGAAGCACCUUCCUAUGGCAGGGGAGACCUUUCCAGGCAGAGAGAGGGGUCUCCUAUGGCACUUCCAUCGCUCCAUCACCUGCUGAGCCUCCCAGCCCAGCUGUGCUGGAUACUUUUUAAGAUUUCAUUCCAUGAUCCAUGUGCUUCCUUGGCUACAUCCCAUCUGGGUGGCUGCAGGAGGACAGUGAGUACUCUUGGCUUUAGACAGGUUAAGUUACCUCUGGAAAACUCGGCUGCUGUGCAGGAUAGAUGCUGUGGAAAGGUUGCAGAGGGAUGAGGGGGGAGAAGAGAAAGAGGAUCAGUUAAAGUGAGCUGGUGGUUGGUCAGUGUGGAGGUGUUGGAAGAGCAGAUGGCACAGAAAGUGGAGUGUAGAGGGGAAAUCCAAUCCUGGUAACCAGGACACGUUGGUAAUGGCAGGAAGGCAGGUGGGAGAUGACAGAGAAGGUCAGAGGCCCCUCCUGCUCAGGGGCAGGAGAUUACUGGAGCAGGCAGAACCAGCACUUAGUGGCUGAGCCCAGGGCUGGGGCCAGGCAUUGGUCAGCUUUGUGCUCUGUGCUCCAAAAAAACUCUGGUUUUCAAGCCAGAGAUGUAAAACUGUUGGCCUUGGAUUUUUUUGUCCCUUUAGCUUCCCAGGCAGCACAGCACCAGGCUCUGCUCUGGCAGAUGUCUGUGACUUAUUUGGUGACAAUUCCAGUGCAAGCCCUGUCCCCAAAUCCCCAAGGCAGUAACAGGAGCAGUGGUGAGGUGUCCCAGGGACCUGGAAUGUGUCCCUGCAGCUGAUCAUGGCACAGGGCUGGAGUCACAUCCAGCUCCUAAGCUCCUUGCUCCACUCACAACUGCUCUGGCACAGCCACGUGGGUGUAGAUCCAGGAUCCAGCCACCCCGAGGGCCCUGGGGGAAUGUUUAGUGAUUGAAAUGAACCAAAUGAACCAAGCAGGUCUUGGAAAUCUCUUGAAGAGCCAAAAAUUUCAGUUCACGACCCAGAGUUUAGUUCUCAGCUUGAGUAUCCUCAUUAAAAGAGGUCGGUGGUGAAGUGCAGGAAGGAGAGAUGGAGGCAAGAGGGGUGAGCAGGGCCCCAACUGCCUGGAGCAGCCCUUCCUAAGCUAAAGGGGAAGCUGUAACAAGGACACUCCCCAAAUCCAUCAGGAGUUUUGUUCCCAAGUGCCUGUUCCUUACUAAGCUUGCCCUGUGUGUAUGUGUGUGUGUGACUUGAUGUGUGUGACUUACCAAGUGUCUUCUAAUCAAAGAGGAGCAGAAAUGGGAUCAGACAACUGCCCUCCCUCUGUCCUCCCCUGGAAGAAUGGAGAGCAGCUCUGCCCCCCCCCCCCAGGUGUUUCCUGAAGAGCCCAACCCCUCUGUGGUGGGCAGCACCCACAGCUUCCAGCACUCACAGUUCUCAGAGCAGCAGUUAUUUGUUCAAGCAUCCCAGGGUCCCCUCAGUGUCCCAGCUAAGGCACAGCUGCAGCCACAGGGACUCAAGUCAGGAGUUACACCCUCACAGCAAUAAACUUGACUUGCAGCCCUUGCCAGUGAAUCCCCCUGAAUGUAUAUUUCUGUGUCUGUAGUCACCAAGAGAUGGUUUCUUAUUUAUUGUCAUAAAUCUCACAACGCUGCAUCAGGAUCAAGCUGCUUAAAUGAAAAGCAAACCCCGAUCCAUUAGUUCCAAGGGAGAGGGAGGGACUUCUCUAAGUGCCUUUUUUCUUUUUUUUUAAAGAACAGUGAUUGUGAACAAAAUGCCAGUGGUUCCUGUCGGGUCAGCAUUUCACUGCAAACAAAAAUGGUGUUUUGUAACUGUGGGGAUGUUUCUUAAAAACUGACAAGGUCAAAUAAACACUGACUGCUACAACCU
Molecule: messenger RNA, 16625 nt
Organism: Chiroxiphia lanceolata (lance-tailed manakin)
Lineage: Eukaryota; Metazoa; Chordata; Aves; Passeriformes; Pipridae
Gene: PKD1
Product: polycystin 1, transient receptor potential channel interacting
Biological process (GO): kidney development
Cellular component (GO): membrane
Molecular function (GO): protein binding
Source: RefSeq, a predicted model, not a curated record